Molecule: messenger RNA, 4137 nt
Organism: Rhinolophus ferrumequinum (greater horseshoe bat)
Lineage: Eukaryota; Metazoa; Chordata; Mammalia; Chiroptera; Rhinolophidae
Gene: PRKAG3
Product: protein kinase AMP-activated non-catalytic subunit gamma 3
Exons: 13
Coding region: 114-1514 (466 amino acids)
Source: RefSeq, a predicted model, not a curated record
UUCAGAAUGGAGGGCAUUUUCCCAACCACUUCAGACCCUCUUCUCCCCACAGAACCCAUCCUGGAGCAGCCCUCUGGGACCCAAGCAUCAAGGCCCCAUUCCCCCUUCCAGAGAUGAGCUUCCUAGAGCAAGGAAAUAGCACUUCAUGGUCAUCACUGGCCAUGACCACCAGCUCAAAAAGGAGUCGUGGGAAACGGGGGGCCAAGGCCUCAAGAUGGACAAGGCAGGAGGCUGUGGAGGAAGACGAGCUGCCAGGCCUGGGGGAAGAUGAAGGUCCCCAAUCCAGGCCAGCUACUGAGUCCAUUGGGCUGGAGGCCACAUUCCCCAAGGAAACACCCUUGGCCCAGGCUGCUCCUUUGGCUGGGGUGGACAACCCACUAACAGAGUGGGAUAUCCCCCCCACUGAGUGUACAGCCUCAGCUGCUAGCUCCAGCACAGACCAUCUGGAACUGGGCAAAGAGUCGUCAGUCCCAGCAGCCUGCAGGUACGAGCUUGGCCUGGUGGAGGAGAGGCCUGCUCCAUGCCCGUCCCCUCAGGCCCCGUUACCGAGGCAGGGCUGGGACGACGAGCUGCAGAAGCCGGAGGCCCAGGUCUACAUGCACUUCAUGCAGAAGCACACCUGCUACGAUGCCAUGGCAACCAGCUCCAAGCUGGUCAUCUUCGACACCACGCUGGAGAUCAAAAAGGCCUUCUUUGCCCUGGUGGCCAAUGGUGUCCGUGCAGCCCCUCUGUGGGACAGCAAGAAGCAGAGCUUUGUGGGGAUGCUGACCAUCACGGACUUCAUCCUGGUGCUGCAUCGCUAUUACAGGUCCCCCCUGGUGCAGAUCUAUGAGAUUGAAGAACAUAAGAUUGAGACGUGGAGGGAGAUCUACCUUCAAGGCUCCUUCAAGCCUCUGGUCUCGAUCUCUCCUAACGACAGCCUGUUUGACGCCGUGUACACCCUCAUCAAGAACCGGAUCCACCGCCUGCCUGUCCUGGACCCGGUCUCAGGCGACGUUCUCCAUAUCAUCACACACAAGCGGCUCCUCAAGUUCCUGCACAUCUUUGGCGCCCUGCUGCCGCGGCCUUCCUUCCUCUCCCGAACCAUCCAAGAUUUGGGCAUCGGCACAUUCCGAGACGUGGCUGUGGUGCUGGAAACGGCACCCAUCCUGACAGCUCUGGAAAUCUUUGUGGACCGGCGCGUGUCUGCUCUGCCUGUGCUCAACGAAGCUGGUCAGGUCGUGGGCCUCUACUCCCGCUUCGAUGUGGUGCACCUGGCUGCCCAGCAAACCUACAACCACCUAGACAUGAGCGUGGGAGAAGCGCUGAGGCAGAGGACACUGUGUCUGGAGGGCGUCCUUUCCUGCCUGCCUGAGGAGAGCUUGGGAGAAGUCAUUGACCGCAUUGUCCGUGAGCAGGUACACCGGUUGGUGCUAGUGGAUGAGACCCAGCAUCUCCUGGGCGUGGUGUCCCUGUCCGACAUCCUUCAGGCGCUGGUGCUCAGCCCUGCUGGCCUGGACACCCUCAGUGCCUGAGAAGAUCCGAAUCCUCACACCCAGGCCGCCUUCCACAGCCGAAGCCAAUGAAGGGAGCCAGGGGGCUUGGCCUUCGUCUUUCCCCACACCCUUUAGCUGGUGCAGCUCUGGUUCAGGUUUCUCCAGCCCUCCCUAAUUGCCUUUGCCCUGCCUAUGCUCCCAGAAGCCCUCGGGAAUGCCCAGUGCAUUAUGGGAUGAUGAAAUUAAGGACGACAGCUGAGUCAAGCCUAGAGGUCCCUGAAUCAGAGGCACUGGAUUACCCCUGGGCUGACUGCUCCGUGUCCACCCACAACACUUUCCCCCACCUGGGUCGUGACUGGACCCAGUGGGGAGGCGAGCCCUCGGCCCAUGGGUUUAGUCUCUGGAUUCCUCGGCUUCUGGACUACUCUGCCACUCGUGUCCCAGCUCCUGGAAGUCCCAGCUGUUCUUCCUCCAUAGGAACCGCCGGAGUGGCUCUCACAACUUUGCCACUGCCCUCCUACUCUCCCUGCGCUGUCAUUCCCUGCUAGGGGCACCCUGGCGUAGCAGUUUUUUGUAGAGCUGCCCGUUGGAGAGGGGUUCUUCCUCCAUUCUUGUCCUCAGCUCUCACCAGCAGUGUUCUCAGUCCCCAGUGAUGGCCCUGUACUGAGAAAACUAAGGAUGAACGAUCGAGAAAACAAAAAGAAAAAGAACAACCCAUGAACUUACAUUUUAUACAUUUCACUCAGAAAAUGCUAGUCAUUUGACCUGAACUUGUGGCAAGAUCCCUGCACUUUCUGAAUUCAAAGACAAGAAGGAAAAUCUGUAAUUGGCAAGUGCUGCAAGUGGCGUUUCUUUUGUGCGUUUCUUUUUCAUCCUUUAUAACAAAAGCAUAAAGAAAAUAUUAGCUACUUACAUAGUAGGUACAAUUCACUCCAUAAACUCUAAUCUGCAAGAGACAUCACUCUAUUUUUCUAACACUGAAUGUAAUUUCUAUUAUGAAGCCCAUUUUACUAAGUGAUAGAAAUUAAUCUCGGUGAGUUUGGGGUUCCACUCAUCUUUUCCAGGAGUUAAGUUCAGUGAGGAGGGCAGGCUUUCAGUAGUGUAAGGCUUUGUUCCUCAGUUAGCGUCAUUCAUCCACGCCAGCACCUGCUAAAACAUCCCUGUUCCAUCUGGUUAUCACUUGGUUGGUCAUUGGUGGGCAUGGCCCCUGCUAGGUGGUCCCUCACUCCUUACCACAAAACCCCUUUGAACCUGCCUGCUCUUGGGGCAUGAACAUAUUCUAGCUCCUGGCCCUGUACCCUUCUGGGCUUCAGGAGAUCUGGGGGGCUGUCCCAAGCCCAUCUGCUGAGAUGGACAGCAAGUGGCCUAUUCUACUCUUGGCCUUGCUGUUUUCCCAGCCUCUACCCAGGAAACUUGGGGCCCAGGGUUCUACUAUCCUUAUUACCUCUGGGGUAUUUGUCAUUCUCUCCCCUUCUUCGGACACAGCUCCUUCUCAGAGACCCCAGAAAUGUCUGCACUCUUUACUUACCCAAUUCCCACCAGCCUGUGGAAUCUUUACCCGGAGGGAAAAGAGGGGUCUGUUUUCUUUAACCCAUCAUAUAUUCUCCCAAAUCCACCGUGUGUGUCUUGAGUUCUUGCUACCCACCUUGAGGGUCAGGCUUUUGAAAUUCCACAGCCAAGACCGAGCUUCUGCUGUCACCCCUCCCCCGUGGCCACGGACACUGCAGGUCUAGCUGUCCAGUGCGGAGAGGGAGGCUAAAAUGUUUCGAGUAUGCUCUGACCCCACUGACCUCACAGAACAGCAGCGUGGAGACACUCAUGCUUGAUGGGUCAGGCAGUAAACGAAGGCAUUUUCUCCUAGAGUCUCAGAUUCCAUGUCAGGUUUUGCUCUAACCCACCAGACAGGUGCUGGCUCGGCUCUGGCCCUACCUGGGAAAGUCCCCUGUCUUGGGCUCCAGUGGGAGGAUGGGAUGGGGGUGCCUGCUCACUCAAGUGACAGUGUCCUUGAUGAGCCUGGGGCAGGCUGCCUGUAGCUGCGCUGGCUCUAGGGAAAGUGCAGCAGGGUCAUCUUUGGGGGGCAGUGCCCUGUUGCUGUGUAUGACCCGAUCACCAGAGGUCACAGCACAGGCUUCAGGUGAAAGGGCAGCCCGAGGAAAGCGCCCUGACAGCAGAUAUGUGUCUCCCCUCCUGGGCCCACCAUCCUGAGGAUCUAGCAGUUCUUCCCCCAGGAAGAACUUUCUUUCAGUCAAAGGUGUAUCUUACUUGCUGAAUUAAUGUUUACUCUUCUGCAGUUAUGCUAGAUCCUACUGUUCUUCUUUCCUUAUAGAGUCAGGUUGGGGUGAGUUAUCCUGUGACAUCCCUACACUGUGGGAGCAGCCCAGAGUCUCUGAGACCCCAGACCCUGGACGUGUGCCCUGUCACUGGCCACUGCUGGGCUUUGUGCCAACCCUCAAACGAGAGCUGAUGCUUUUCACCCACCAGGGAGAAAGUUGCAAGGGAAAGACCCCAGCUAUUCCAUCACAUCCAUCCUAUAGCUGUCAUAUGUGUUUGAAGGGGUAACUGUCAAAGAAAGUAAUUUUUUUCAUUUACAUUAAAUAAGUCUUGUCCAGGCAUUGUGAUGGAAUCUAAACUGACUGAGACUGUUUUCAAUCCCCAAGAUAAG